AUCUGCUCCGCUCUCCUCCACGGAUGCAGUAUCUGCUCUGUCCCACCGCGACUGCUCCGCUCUCCUCCACGGCUCCACUGCAUCCUCGCCCAACUACGGCGUGGCAUCUCCAGCAGCGGAGCCAGGUCGCCCCUAUCUCCUCUUCCCGGCUGCCCCUGUGGGCCGCCGCCGCUCGCCAGUCGCACCCAGCUACGCCUUGCUCGCCGGCGUUGGUCUCGCCCGCAACUUGGCGCCGCCGGAAAUCAAUCGCCGAGGCAGAGCACGCGACUCGACCCACUAUUUGCCCCCUGGGAUCUAUCCCGUCGGUCUGAUGGCAACAACCAAGAUGAAGAUUGUGCUCGGAGUGGACCUGCCCGACUACAAGCAGAAGAAGAAGGCGUUCAAAGCACUCUCCAACCUCUCUGGUAUCGACUCCGUGACCAUGGACACAAGGGCGCAGAAGAUGACGGUCAUCGGCUGCGUCGACCCUGUCGAUGUCGUGUCCAAGCUGCGAAAGCUCUGGUUCACGGUGCACGUCAUCACCGUCUCGCUGUCUGAGGAGAAGAAAGAUUAUAAGGAUGGAGAAAAGAAGCCAGAAGAGCAGCCGAAGCCGAAGCCGAAGCCGGAGCCGCCGAAGCCGAAGCCGGAGCCGCCGGAGCCGUGCUCGUAUCCGGGGUACUAUUAUGGCGUUCCGCAUCCAGUGGAGUCGUUUACACUCGAGUUCUUAAACCAUAUCACAAAUGAUUUUUCUGAAGAGCUCAUAAUUGAUCGUGGUAGGUAUGGAGCGAUUUACAAGGGAAUACUUGUCAAUGGGAAAUGCAUUGCGGUGAGGAAGCUUCAUCUGAAACCGGGGAUCGAAGAAGAAGAAUUUAAUAAUGAGUUCAACAAACUUAUGAGGAUCCGACACCAGAACACCAUCCGGUUAGUUGGGUACUGCCAUCAUGUAGCACAAGUGCCUGUUGAGCACAACGGAGAAUAUGUUUCUGCUAGAGUGGAAGAAAGAGCUCUAUGUUUUGAAUACUUGGAGGGACAAAGCCUUGACAAGCAUCUUUCUAAUGAAUCAUGUGGGCUUGAUUGGUACAUAUGUUACAAAAUAAUUAGGGGAAUUUGCGAGGGUUUACAGUAUCUUCACAAGGGACUCGAGCAUCCUAUUUACCAUCUGGACUUAAAACCAACAAACAUUUUGCUGAAUGACCACAUGAUCCCCCGGAUUGGAGGUUUUGGUUUAUCACUCUUUGAUUCACUAGAAACCAACAACAUAUCAGAAGAUAUGGAAACAAGUGUAUACAUGCCACCAGAAUACAUCGAUAAACAGCAAAUCUCACCAAAGUUCGAUGUAUUCAGUUUGGGUGUUAUAAUCAUACAAAUAAUGGCAGGAAAGGAGAGUUACUCCAAAUACGCAGAUACUCCUCCAGAAGAAUUUAUUCAGCUUGUACAUGGACUCUGGGCAAAGCGGGUGCCAGAAACAAGUUGGAGAUAUGCUUCUCGUGAAGUUAGAGCAUGCAUCGAAAUAGCGUUAAAAUGUGUGAAGUCUGACCGAGUGAUGAGGCCUACAAUAACCGAAAUUGUAGAUAAACUGAAUAAGAUUUAUAUUGCUGAAGGGUCUUCUAUAGAACAGCUUUAUAGGACAAGGGAGUUUACACUCGAGUUCUUAGAGCGUAUUACAAGUAAUUUUUCUAUGGAGAACAUAGUUGGGCGUGGUGGAUUUGGAGUUAUUUACAAGGGAGUACUGGACAAUGGAGAAGAGGUUGCUGUCAAGAAGCUUCACCCAAUGGCGUGGAUUGGCGACAGGCAAUUAUUUAAGAAUGAGCUUAAUAAUCUUAUGAAGGUCCAACACAAAAAUAUUGUACGGUUAGUUGGCUACUGCAACCAUACAACACAAAUACUUGUUGAGUACAAUGGAAAACUUGUUGCUGCUAGUGUGGAACAAAGAGCUCUUUGCCUGGAAUACUUGCAGGGUCUAAGCCUUGACAAGCACCUUUCUGAUGAGGCAUGCAGACUUGAUUGGGACACAUGUUACAAAAUAAUCAAAGGAAUUUGUGAGGGUUUACAUUACCUUCAUAAUGGAUCAGAUCAUCCCAUUUAUCAUCUGGACUUAAAACCUGAAAAUAUAUUGUUGGAUAAAGACAUGAUGCCAAAAAUUGGUGAUUUUGGUUUGUCAAGACUCUUUGAUUCGGUAGAAACGUAUAUAACGCAAUCCGAAAAUGUUACAGGAACACGCGGAUACAUGCCACCAGAAUACAUCCACAGACAGACAAUCAGUCCGAAGUUUGACGUUUUUAGUCUGGGUGUGAUAAUCAUACGAAUGAUGGCAGGAAAGAAGGGAUACUUCGAUUGUGUAGACACACCUCCAGAAGAAUUUAUUAAGCUUGUACAUGGAAACUGGCGGAAGAGGCUGCAGGCAACAACAAUGUCGUCGUACUAUGCAUCUCAGGAAGUGAGGACAUGCAUCGAAAUUGCGUUAAGAUGUGUGGACCAUGACCGAGCGAAAAGGCCUACCAUAGCCCAGAUUGUUAAUGAACUGAGUAACAUUGGUACUGCUAAAAGUUCGGCAGCAGGUCAGAGUAAUCAUGAAGAGGACAUCCAUGAUAGCUGUGUUCAUAGUGAAUUCAAAUUUACGGCGUGGAGGGCCUCGUUAUUGUUCACUCACUUCAAAUAUUGGUUGCCCCUCUUAGUUGCACUGGUUGCCAUAUUUUUGGCAUGGCCUCGAUUGUGUCCAGAGUCAUGGUGCCGAGAAACUUGACGUACGUACAGAACGUCUUCAUCAGCAGAACACCCAAAAGUACCCGUGCUGGUUUCUAGACUGUCAAGUGUCAAGCAAGCAAAUGCCAAUCUUCACAUCUAUUGUUUUCACAGCCUUAUAUAUGUGCCAUAAUAUGAAUAUGCUGAUUGACAUGAAUAACUUCAGUGUUGAGAAAAUUGGGAUCCUUUUACGUAACCUUACUCCCUCCGUCCCAGAAUAAUAUCCUAAAAUAUUAUUCGUUUUAGUUUUUCUACGUACAUGCAUCUUAUUAUUAUGUAUUUAGACAUAGUAUAUAUCUAAAGUGCAUAUACCUAGAAAAGCCAAAACGAAUAGUAAUUUGGGAUGAAGGAAGUAUGUGAUUGUUCUUUAUUAAUUAUAUUGUUAGAUAUUGUUAAA
Molecule: messenger RNA, 3118 nt
Organism: Setaria italica (foxtail millet)
Lineage: Eukaryota; Viridiplantae; Streptophyta; Magnoliopsida; Poales; Poaceae
Product: dual specificity protein kinase zak2
Exons: 14
Coding region: 311-2722 (803 amino acids)
Biological process (GO): protein phosphorylation
Molecular function (GO): metal ion binding; ATP binding; protein kinase activity
Source: RefSeq, a predicted model, not a curated record